UUAGAUUUGCGUGCGAUAUGGUGCUUACUUGUCGAUUUUAUUUGAUUGAUUUAACAAUCGUCGACAAAUUUACGUUAGAUUGUAUGUGAAAGUCGUAACGGAGAACAUGUUGCCUUUAUCAAACUUGCAAUUUUCAGCUUGUGGUUAACAGAUGGAACAGCACACGGGUUGCCGACCGUGUACAGUUUUUGCCGGUGUUCUACUCGUGAUUUCAUAUUUGAUCUCCAAGAAUUCGGUAUCGGCAGCGGCUCUUAGGAUUAGUGAUGAAUGCGAUUGGUUUGGAAGUGGCAUCGAUUCUUCCCAAGGAAAUAGCGGUGUCUUGCCUAUUUACCUGAGGUGCAAAGAGGGCAUUAUCGAAUGGCAGUAUCCUCGCGGUGCACUUCGUAUAAUAUUGCGCACAGGCCACAGUGGUAAAGACUUCACGGCCUGCUUCAAAGUGCUCGCGCACUCUUCUGGAGCUACUUUGUACCUCGAAGGGCACCAAAGUCUCAGGUACUUGUACGGUCACGGUGAUGAAUCGAACUCUGAAAACGAAGUUAAGUGUUACAAAUCGAUCGGAGGACAAGUGGCUUUGUUCCUUGAAGCUCAAAUGCCUCAAGAUUCGUUAAAAAAAGAGAAGAUCCAGUUCCUAUAUGAUUUGCAACCUCUUCAUGAAAAGGCUUAUUCAGAUUGCCGCCCAUGUACAGAAAGAGAAUUACUUUAUCUGUUUUGCACUAGCGAUUUCGCUGUGCGAGGCUCAAUCAGUGCUUUAUAUCAAAACGAGCUAAUGCAGCGGACUGAACUCACUGUGCGGUCAAGUGCAAUAAUACGUGACUCUGAACCAAAAGUGUUCACACCCACUGAAAAACUGUAUGGCAAUAAUACUGUGUAUUCUGGUGUUAUUCACAGGCCUUUGCAUUGUGGAACUAAGGUGGGAAGUGGCGAAUUUUUAUUUCUUGGACGAUGGCGUCUUGGAGACCCUAUUAUAUCUUGUGCUCCGCGCUGGACGGAAUGGAAGAAAGUUAGGAGGAAAGCUGUUAUGUCUGAAACCCUAGAUUGUGUCCUUGACUAGUUUUUUGUGUUUCAUGUGUUUAUGUGUACAUAAAAAAAAAAGCUUUUCGUGUUCAAAGUAUAUUUGUAUGUGUAAAAGAACUACCUAAAACAUAUCAGGAUCAGAUACCCAAGAUGACUUCUGUUUUAUAUUUAACCGGAAAUUCAAGAUGACAUGUGUUAAUCAGUAGAAAAAAAAAGCAACAUCCUGACAAAUGGAGAUACGUUGCCCUUCGUAUUACUAACACUUUUGAGAAGAAACCUUUUCCACACCACAUUUUUAAUACAUUUCAGUCCAAUUAUAAAACACCCAGGACAAUUGGCUUUUUCGAGUGCCCAUUCCCAUCAAUAAUUCAGAAUUUGUACUAGUGCAGUAUGUGAUUUACUACUACAUAUUCACUGAAUGUCGUACAUAAAAUCAUAAAUCAAUGACAGCUUGCAAUGUGAUUUUUCACAGAAUUGGAUUUUGUAUUUAACACUGUGAUAAAAUGAUCGAAAAUCAAGAGUAAUAUUUUUCUAGCAGACAUAGAAAAGAAUGUUUCUAGAACUUUUCAGUCUAAAAACAUUUGAAAUAUAAAAUGAAGAUAAAACAGUGAAUGAACAAAAUUCAUACCUGUUCGAAUACGUGUAAUAAAUUAGUGGAAAUUCAUCAGUAUUUUCAUCAAAAUAAUUUGUGUUCAAAAUAGAGGGGUAGAUUGCUCCUUUUUUCAACAUGAAAACAAAGUUGUGUGUUUAAAGAUGUUUUAAAAUCAUGCUUAAAAAUGCAUAUUUUAUCCAAAGCAAAAAUAUUUUGUUAAUGAAUUUUAUUGCCAAGAAAAAAACCAUUAAAUGUUGUACAGUUUUCGUA
Messenger RNA from Uloborus diversus, 1876 nucleotides. Its product is annotated as meteorin-like protein. The transcript is spliced from 4 exons. Lineage: Eukaryota; Metazoa; Arthropoda; Arachnida; Araneae; Uloboridae. Gene Ontology annotation, molecular function: hormone activity. The record is from RefSeq and is a predicted model, not a curated record. Bases 152 to 1051 code for a protein of 299 amino acids.